Messenger RNA from Centruroides sculpturatus (bark scorpion), 703 nucleotides. Its product is annotated as methylmalonic aciduria and homocystinuria type C protein homolog. Gene Ontology annotation, molecular function: FAD binding; demethylase activity; cyanocobalamin reductase (cyanide-eliminating) (NADP+) activity. The annotation marks the transcript as partial. Gene Ontology annotation, cellular component: cytoplasm. Lineage: Eukaryota; Metazoa; Arthropoda; Arachnida; Scorpiones; Buthidae. Gene Ontology annotation, biological process: cobalamin metabolic process. The record is from RefSeq and is a predicted model, not a curated record. The transcript has 3 exons.
AUACACAUAACAGUAAAAGUUAAACAUUAUUACAUAAAUAAAUUACUAUUAUUUUUACAGAUUGGCUGGUAUAAUGAUAUGAUCAAACCAAUUUUUCAAUUGAAUUAUUCUUAUGACACCAUAGCAUUUUUGAUAGUGAGCACUCCUCAAAUGUUUGACAGAGCGUUCAAGCCUUUUGUCCGGUGCCGGCGACUCUCGGGAUCAUUGAACCCCAUCGACGAAUGCACGGUUUAUUAUUUGGAUCGGAUAAAACAGGUGUUUCCUGAUACGGAAAUUGACAUUAAAUAUGAUUUUGAAUUGCACAUGGGAAGAAGACCGAAAGUUUUAAUGCAGACUGCAGCUCACGUUUCCGGGGCAGCCUAUUAUUAUCGGAGGGACGAUCUCCAAGAAGACCCUUGGGGUUCGAAUAAGAAAAUAUUUGGUGUUUGCAUUCAUCCUAAAUAUGGUGGUUGGUUUGCCUUAAGAGGUGUGGCAAUUUUUGAAAAAUUUACCUGCCCCCUUUUGACAAAGACUGAACCCAAUGACGUCAUUCCUGAAGAUAAGAAAAGAGAGCUGUUGGAAAAAUUCAAUUAUCACUGGGAAGAUUGGAGCUAUCGUGAUAUUAUUCCAGUUGCAGAAAAAUAUUCUGAAGAACAAAAGAAAUAUUUUGCUACCAAACCUGGCCAAAGGCAUAAAAUUAUAGAUGAAAUAAGAAAUGUAGAUA